Messenger RNA from Arabidopsis thaliana (thale cress), 1311 nucleotides. Its product is annotated as Stress responsive alpha-beta barrel domain protein. Bases 67 to 858 code for a protein of 263 amino acids. The transcript has a single exon. Lineage: Eukaryota; Viridiplantae; Streptophyta; Magnoliopsida; Brassicales; Brassicaceae. Gene Ontology annotation, cellular component: peroxisome. The record is from RefSeq and is marked reviewed.
GAAAAACGUUUAUUAAGUGGCUCCAAUGGUCACUUCACUCUCAACCACCACUCACAAUCUUAAAAGAUGAUAUGCGCAAGAAUCCGACCGCUAAUUUCGUCACCACUAGCUUUCACUAUCUCAACAACCAAACACUCCAGAAUCAAUCUCCGAUUACUCCCUCGCCGCUCCUUCUCCGUCAUGUCUUCUUCAACCCCACAGAGUCAGAUCAUAGAACACAUCGUCUUAUUCAAAACCAAAGACGACGCUGACUCCACCAAAAUCACCUCCAUGAUCAACAACCUCAACGCUCUUGCAUAUCUCGAUCAAGUGCUUCACAUCUCCACCUCUCCUCUCCACCGUAUCUCCUCCGCUACCGCCUUCACUCACGUACUCCAUAGCCGUUACGAAUCUAAAGAAGAUCUAGCCUCCUACGCUGCACAUCCAGAUCACGUUCGUGUUGUUAAGGAAUCUGUGUUACCGAUCUGUGAUGAUAUCAUGGCUGUUGAUUGGAUCGCUGAUCGAAUCCCCGGAACCGUAGCGCCGCUUCCUGGUUCGGUUGCUAAACUCACAUUGCUCAAAUUGAAAGAGGAUGUAGCAGAUGAGGCGAAAUCGGAGAUUACGGGAGUGAUUAAGGGACUAAGUGAGAAAUUUCCAGGGAUUGAUCAGAUUACUGUUGGAGAAAACUUUUCUCCUGCUAGAGCUAAAGGUUUCUCUAUUGCUUCGAUUGCGUAUUUCAAGGAUUUGAGUGAAAUGGAAGCUGUGGAUGCUCAGAAAGAGUUGGUGAAUUCGCAAAAGGAUAAGGUUCGUGAUUAUGUGGAUUCUACCAUUGUUGUUGAGUUCGUUGUGCCGUCUUCUUCACAGUCUUCUAGUCUGUAGAAAGUUUCAAUUUCAAUCCCUUGAAAGCUUUGGGACCUGUUUGUUAUUUGAGAAUAAAGAAACUUGAGUGUGAUGAUAUAUGCUUCUGUUUCAUUAUCUUCUUAUCUCUCGGUGAGGAACUCUGUUGGAAUAAGAAUUUUUAAGCACUAAGAAACUUUGAGCAAUCAGUAUGACUUAUGGUAUUGUAGUGAAGCUGCAUCAGCUACUCUUAAAAUUGCACACUGAUGCUAACAAAGCCCACAUUAUGGAAUCUUGGCUUCUUCGUGAUAUAGGUGUAGUAGUAGGAUCUAUUCUUUUUUAUUCUCUACUGUCUUAAAUGUCGAUGCAAUCGUUUUAGUCUCAAAUGUCGAUUACAUGCUUGAUUGUUGUUGACUGUUAGAGUGUGUUCUUCACAUCUUACUGGUUUUGUCUCUUGAAUGCCUGCUACUCUCUCCAUCUUGGAAUGAAAUUUCC